AUGGCACAUACCAAGUCUGCCAGUAAAGGUGUCAGGAAGGUUUACUUAGAAAGACUUGUGAUUUACGCCAAAAUAGACAUUGGCCCCACGAACUGGAAACGAGUUGUCUUGGGGGCCAUUCUUCUUGCCUCCAAGUAUUUGCACGAACUGAUUGUACGGAAUGUGUUCUUCUGCAGAGUCAUGAAGAACAUUACCCUUAAGGACCUGAAUGAGUUGGAAAAGCAAUAUAUAUAUCUACUCCAGUUUAAUCUUUAUGUCUCUGCCAGUGUCUAUGCCAAAUACUAUUUUGACCUUCGGACCUUAGCAGGUGACCACGGACUGCCUAUUGUAUUUGCUCCUCUUCGAAAAGAAAGAGCACAGAAGCUGGAGAUGGAAAUAUUGGCAGUGAAGACAGUUCUCUCUCAGAUGCCCUUGUUCUGGAGGAUGGUGGCAAGUCCAAGAUCAAGGUGCUGGUCAGGCACUGCAGCUAAGAGCACUGCUCCUGGGCAUGAUGAACACCAAAUACUCCACACUGGCCGAGGAUUGCUCAUCCAAGAAGUUCCAAGGACUAACUUCAAAGGAAACUGACUCCAGCAACCAGACAGUCCAGCUCCAGGAGACUUGAUGACUUCCAUCCAUGAAAACCGGACCUCCACUUGACCAGCUUCAAGAUAAUCAUCAGAAUAGACUGUGCUGACUUACACAUAGAGAACUUUCAACUCCCCUCCCCAUGAUUUUUUUGUUCUGCUUUCCCUCUCCCUCCUUGUAAAACCCCUGCCUGCACUGAGAUGUAAAGGUGGUCUUUAGGACAGGAGUCCGCCAUCUGCUCAGGCUGCUGGCAUUUGAAUAAACUGUCUU
Molecule: messenger RNA, 837 nt
Organism: Molossus molossus (Pallas's mastiff bat)
Lineage: Eukaryota; Metazoa; Chordata; Mammalia; Chiroptera; Molossidae
Product: cyclin-Y-like protein 1
Exons: 7
Coding region: 1-567 (188 amino acids)
Biological process (GO): regulation of canonical Wnt signaling pathway; regulation of cyclin-dependent protein serine/threonine kinase activity
Cellular component (GO): plasma membrane
Molecular function (GO): protein kinase binding; cyclin-dependent protein serine/threonine kinase activator activity
Source: RefSeq, a predicted model, not a curated record